Molecule: messenger RNA, 626 nt
Organism: Chenopodium quinoa (quinoa)
Lineage: Eukaryota; Viridiplantae; Streptophyta; Magnoliopsida; Caryophyllales; Amaranthaceae
Product: putative caffeoyl-CoA O-methyltransferase At1g67980
Exons: 3
Coding region: 81-392 (103 amino acids)
Molecular function (GO): O-methyltransferase activity; S-adenosylmethionine-dependent methyltransferase activity
Source: RefSeq, a predicted model, not a curated record
CUUGCACCACUUAUUAUAAAGUCCUUGUUUCUCUUUUCAAGUAGAUAACUCAAGCAAACUACAAAACAUAUAUAGCAAAUAUGGCAUUGGACUUGAAUAAGAUCAAGGAGAAGACCAUCCUCAACAGCCCGGCCCUUGUCGAUUAUAUUAUGAAAACAAGUGCUUACCCCAAUGAGCAUCAACAAAUGAAGGAAAUUAGAGAUGCCACUCUAGAGAAAUACCAACACAUGAGUAUCAUGAAUGCAUCCGCUGAUGAAGCACAAUUUCUAUCAUUAUUGUUGAAGCUCAUGAACGCUAAAAACACCUUUGAAAUUGGUGUUUUCACUGGCUAUUCACUUCUUGCUACUGCACUUGCUCUUCCUAAUGAUGGAAAGGCAAAGUUUUUCCAUUAGUAAAAUGUUAAAAUGCCUUAAUUAAAAUUUCAGGAUUAUGGCGUUUUUGCUUGAUAAUUAGAAUGAAUUUAUUUUAUCAUAAUUGAUGAUAUAUGACACAUUUAUGUACUAGGUAAAAAAAAAAAUAAAAAUAAAAAUAAUAAAAAUAAAUAAAUAAAUAAAAAAUAUGACACUAACUCCUAAUUAGAAUGAACAACAAAGUGUAAGGCCUUUUAACUUCACUUUAUAUUUAUU